AUCCACUCACCAAAAUUUCAGAAACGCUCGCACCCUCCGCGUCUUUACCUUCUUCUCCAUCCACCUCCCUUCCCUUCCAUCCACGACAAUUUCACGCCAAAAAUAUCCAAAAAUAUAACAAAAAACACCCUCGAAACGUAGCAGUUUCAUCACACCACGAGGACCACGCCACAACUUUCCGCCACACACGCACAAAACACCGCCUUUACUCUCUCUCUCUCUCCUCACUUUCUCUCUCUACCCCCACUCUGUUUUUCCAUGAGGGAUUCGAUCCCUUCCUGAAAGCGCCCUCCUUUCUUUCAAUCUAUCUCAUGGCUUGCGUGAGCGAUGAGAGCUGGGUCCCUCUCCCCAAACUGCUCUCCGACCGCCUCUAUCUCCGGGAAGACGACCGCCGCGACGCCGACGAUGAUCAGUCCGGGUUUUUCGGGUCCGAGUCCACAGCGUACCGGUUGGAGAAGGUUUUUCCGGUUUAUGCAUUGGGGAUUUCGAAGCCCGAGUCCGACUCCGUUGUUGGACCCGCUUCCGUUUCCGGCGACCCGAUUUGGGAUGCAAUAAGGGAAGAGGCCAAGUUGGAGGCAGAAAAGGAGCCAAUUUUGAGUAGCUUCUUGUAUGCCAGCAUCUUGGCACAUGAUUGUUUAGAGCAGGCGUUGGGGUUUGUUCUCGCCAACAGACUGCAGAACCCGACGCUUUUGGCAACUCAACUGAUGGAUAUAUUCUAUGAUGUGAUGCUGCGUGAUGAAGAUAUUCAGCGAUCCAUUCGCUUAGAUGUGCAGGCAUUUAAAGACCGUGAUCCAGCCUGCUUGUCAUAUUGUUCGGCCCUAUUGUAUCUCAAGGGCUACCAUUCAUUGCAAGUACAUCGAGUAGCUCAUUCGUUGUGGAGUCAAGGACGUAAAGUAUUGGCCUUGGCAUUACAAAGCCGAAUUAGUGAGGUCUUUGGAGUGGACAUUCACCCAGCUGCAAAAAUUGGAGAGGGAAUACUGUUGGAUCAUGGUACUGGUGUGGUUAUUGGCGAAACUGCUGUUGUAGGAAACAGAGUUUCACUGAUGCACGGUGUGACUUUGGGGGGAACUGGGAAGGAAAUUGGUGAUCGUCAUCCAAAAGUAGGUGACGGCGCACUGAUUGGAGCCAGUGCAACUAUACUUGGGAAUAUCAAAAUAGGUCGAGGAGCAAUGGUAGCUGCUGGUUCGCUUGUGCUGAAAGAUGUCCCUCCACACAGCAUGGUGGCGGGAAUACCAGCAAAGGUGAUUGGAUAUGUAGACGAAAUAGAUCCUUCGUUAACAAUGAAGCACGAUGCUACCAAAGAAUUUUUUGAACAUGUAGCUGUGCAGCGUAGAGAUACAAGACCUGCUGGAGGUCAGAGCUCAGGAAGAAUUGAUGGGAGCAUUUGAAGUAUGUAGUUAGCGUAGAUCUUCGUUCCUAAAUUGCUAGCGUGAAGGCAGUUUGUGGUCUUCAGAGGAGAAGAUGACUUAUUUUAUCAGCUUGAAGUAUACAAUUUCAUUAAGCAUGUCCACCCUUCUGCUACCUAUGCUGAUGCUGAGCUUCUCGUACGAGCAGUUUAAAGUACCGGGAUUUUAAUCUAAGCACCUGAUUAUCUUUCUUUUUUUCUACCAAAACAAACAGCGAGAACCAGCAGCAAGUUUCUUACCGAUGAAAGAAUGAAUCCUCUGAUCGGAUCAGGAGAAGUCGAAGGUAGUUGAGGAUCGAUUAUUUAUCUUAUCGUAGUCAAAUUGAACUGCAUUAAUGUAUUGAAUGCAUCAGAAGAAUAGAAACUGAUAGGAGUUCUGAGUCAAGUCAUAUUUUUCCCUGUUAGCGGGUGAACAAUGUAAUCUUUCCAUAUGUGACAAUGGCUCAUUCAUUUACCGUAAAAAUUAACUUGAGAAAGCAA
Molecule: messenger RNA, 1885 nt
Organism: Malus domestica (apple)
Lineage: Eukaryota; Viridiplantae; Streptophyta; Magnoliopsida; Rosales; Rosaceae
Product: serine acetyltransferase 2
Cellular component (GO): cytoplasm; cytosol
Molecular function (GO): L-serine O-acetyltransferase activity
Source: RefSeq, a predicted model, not a curated record